Messenger RNA from Pestalotiopsis fici W106-1, 1575 nucleotides. RefSeq lists its product as uncharacterized. Lineage: Eukaryota; Fungi; Ascomycota; Sordariomycetes; Amphisphaeriales; Sporocadaceae. Gene Ontology annotation, cellular component: fungal-type vacuole membrane. The transcript is spliced from 9 exons. Gene Ontology annotation, biological process: basic amino acid transport; transmembrane transport. Gene Ontology annotation, molecular function: basic amino acid transmembrane transporter activity. The record is from RefSeq and is a predicted model, not a curated record. Bases 1 to 1575 code for a protein of 524 amino acids.
AUGUCACAUCAGAAAUCUCACAAUACCGCAAGGGUGGAUGAGAGGAGUAGUUUGCUGGGUGUUGGCCAGACCACUAGCAUCAAUGGAAACUCCCACACAGAACAAGACUAUAUACAGCCCGUGGUACUAUGGAUGGUACUUCCCAUUCUGCUCAUGGGAAUCUUUUUAUCAAACGCCGUGUCGUCCGUGGUCAUUGCCACAAAUCAGCAUAUAGCCUCCGAGUUCAAUGCCUUAUCUUCAGCAGCAUGGCUCUUGACGACGUACACGCUGUCUCAGUCCGCUAGCCAACCUCUGUACGGCAAAUUGAGUGACAUUUAUGGGCGCAGAAGAUGUAUUAUUUUCAGCUGGCUAGUGUUUGGCCUUGGUUGUCUUCUUGUGGCACUUGGUCAGAGAUUCUGGCAUGUUAUUCUCGGCCGCGCUAUCAGUGGAAUCGGGAGUGCAGGCAAGAUAGCCUUGACAUCGAUUGUCGUGGCCGACUUGGUGCCUCUCCGGGAUGUCGCUCGUUACAGAGCAUACGUGAACCUGACUGCAACGAUUGCCAGAUCUAUAGGAGGACCAGUCGGAGGGUGGCUUGCAGGCAGUGUCGGCUGGCGAUGGUGCUUCCUCAUUCAAUUCCCUGUCGCUCUCGUUGGUCUUGGUCUCGUCAUCUGGAAGCUCCCGGAGCCUAGAUCCAACAACAUUCUGGAUACUUGCCAAUAUAGCCAUGGUGCCUCGGCAUUGCGUCGAAUCGACUUUGCUGGUGCAAGUUCACUUGUAGGAGUCGUUCUUGCUGGACUUCUCUCUGUCGAGAUGGCUACCAAACUAGGAUGGUGUUGGCUAACGGCGAGUCUGGUGGUUGGCUUUAUAAUGUCCCUCGUAAUAUUCAUCCUCGUUGAAAAAUACUAUGCCAGAGAGCCGAUAUUCCCACUGGGACUCCUUGCUAAUCCCGGCGUGUUGACAUCAUACGCGAUCAUCAUGUUUCAAUCCGCAGCACAAUUCGGGCUUCUGUACGCGAUCCCCAUUUAUUUCCAAGUCAUCGGCCGAGAAUCGAUUUCGUCGUCUGGAACCCGAAUUGUCCCCGUGGUCAUUGGCAAUGCAUUUGGAACGAUCCUUAGUGGUCAACUAAUCACCCGAUACAAGAGAUACAAGGUGAUGACGGCCAUGGGCAAUGUGAUUGGACUUGUUGGCUUCAUUAUCAUCUUUCUGAGAUGGCGCGGAAGCACCAGAUGGUACGAGUCUGUCUUUGUCUCAUUGCCUGGCAUGGGUAUGGGCAUAAUUCAGUCGACAACUUUUGUACAUUUAGCCGCGAGCCUUGAGCACUCUGAGAUUGCAAUUGCUGGCUCAGCGUGGUUCCUCGCCCAAAACGUCGGCAUCCUCGUGGGUGCUAGUCUGUCGACAUCCAUCAUCAAUCAAAGAACAAGUUUCUUGCUGGAAAAGAACUUGGACGGUAUUGAAAAUAAACAACAGGUUAUUGAGCGGGUGACAUCCGACACAGAGUACAUCCAGAAAUUGCCAGAAGCAAUAUGGCGUCUGGUGGCAGAUGCAUUUAUUCAUGCACUCUCAAGUUCGAAUGGUAAGGGCUUCCGAACGUUCUGA